This is a messenger RNA of Aspergillus udagawae, 912 nucleotides long. RefSeq lists its product as uncharacterized. Bases 1 to 912 code for a protein of 303 amino acids. The transcript has 2 exons. The record is from RefSeq and is a predicted model, not a curated record. Lineage: Eukaryota; Fungi; Ascomycota; Eurotiomycetes; Eurotiales; Aspergillaceae.
AUGUCAUUCUAUCCUCCCGGCUGGGACUACGAGCGCGUAAUGAACUGCCGCGACGAGGACUUCGCCUCCCUCACCGAGGAACAACACAUAACUCUAUUAAAUGGUCUCAAGGAAGCAGGGUUGUACCAAGCUUUCGCAGACAAAAUACACCAAAGAUUCAAGGAAUCCCUGGAAGCCCAACGACUAGCCGAAGAAGCCACAAAAACAGAGGAGCAGAAACUAGCCGAUCGCGAAAUCAGGGCUCCCUACAUCAACACCCUGAAGAAUGUCUUCAAGUUCGAGCCGGAAUGGUCGGAAUGGGGUUUCGUGGUCUUUCGCGCGACUGCCUACGGGCCUGAGCAUGAGGCGAAGUGGGCGGAGUUUCGCCGGCGCUGGGACCAGAUCAUUGAGGAGGAGCAUGCCGAUCAGCGCGGUUUUCAUCCCAAGUCGGAUCGGGCGAUUGAACUGCUGCGGUUUCGGUGGGAGGAGGAUCCUGCGUUGGACGGGGCGUCGCCGGUUGAGGUUUCUCGGCGUUUCGACGAAAUGUGGAGGGAUCUUCCCACUGGACUCGCCACGUCGGCCUGUCUCAUGGUGACACCCGAGGCUUUGGAGUCGGUCCUCAAAUCACCUCUACCUUCUUCAGCACCCCUGAAGGAUCGCAAGAAGAUUCCUUUUGUGGUUGCAGUCUCCAGGGUAGCGCACUAUCCACGCCCGGAGCUCACGCCUGCCGAAGAAGCCGAGGAUGUCUUUGGUCGAGAUUUCAAAGGAUACUUUAAAGUUGCGGUUGAGAGGCUUUUGAGCAAUUUCUACCUCUUGGUCGCUCGGGAUCUCAUGGACCUCCCUCGGCUGACGGUUCGCAUGCAACAUGACAAGGAUAUCUGGUGCGAUGCGUACCGGGGAGGAAUACACUACUAUGUGGAGGAGUCCGGUUGA